CUUCGUCCUCCUACAACCACCUCCAACAACACGCACUUACCCCUCAUUCCGAGACGAUGGCUGCGAGAGUCCCAAGCUCCUCCUCUGAGAUGACCAGUAGACCCUCUGUCAACCUUAGGGAUUCAUUGGUCUUUCCUUCUUUCGCCAACUGCCCCAACGAGUAUUACCUGGACGAACAAUAUUUACGCAUCGACGGGGACAUAGCCAGAAAUAAAUUACACUGGUGCUACCUGGGAGAGAUUGUUGAUUUCACAGUUUUCCUCCGCGUCUACCUAGACGUCCGGGACACGUCAGGAGAGCUCAUAUUUGCAGCAUUCCAUGACGAUGAAGAUCGUGGCAUGCGCUUCGUACAGCAAGAAAGACUUAAAAAAGGCCAUACGCUAGUUGUUUUAUACCCUUUCCAGCAUGAAUUCGUGGACGGUAGAUACGGGUUCCGCAUGGAGAAUCCCCAACAUGUUACAAUCAUCCCUUGUUCUCUUAACGAUCUGAUGUCCGCAAAUGACAGACUGCAGGGGGGUCUUCCGACCGCAGUUUGCUGGGCUUCAGGCUGCGGCAAAACUGAGAAUCUCAAGACAUGCAGCAAAUGCCACAAAGCCAAGUAUUGCGGACAGGAACACCAAGUUGAGGCAUGGAAGACGGGUCAUCGACAGGAUUGCAAGGCCUUCAGGGAGCUCGAGUGGUUCUUAAAUCGGGACUGGAUGACAUUCCGUGGUGAUGCAGCAUGGUCAUUUCCGAGAUAGCACCCUCCUUUCCAGAAACUGUCGCGCCUUGGCUCGGAUAGCGUAUCGGCAAUAUCGAUGUGUCAUCUCAGCCGUAUUUUAAGCCUUGCCAUUGCUUAUUCUUGACAUGAUUGUGCUUGACAGUCAUCACAGACAUUCCUCAUGUUAUGCUUUCUUGUACGAUGGCCUCGACAAUUGCUUCGAUUUUCGCUAAUCCCAUUAAAAACGUCUGUACUAUAUGUAAUACUAUAUUUGUCUGAUACGGUUUUCCCGUCUAGCCCUUCGUUUCCAAAAUCUAGUGGGAGUCUUCGCGGUCGUUUAUUGCUUCGCGCUUUCUGAUCUCGGUACAAGGCAGGGACUGUCGUUUUCAGCAAAGGAACGAGCUGCCAAGCUACUCCCUCCUAGCUAGAGCAAUAACGAAGCUCGUUAUGUUGAUGAUGGAAAAUCAGAUGGUUGAAG
This is a messenger RNA of Laetiporus sulphureus 93-53, 1178 nucleotides long. RefSeq lists its product as uncharacterized. The transcript has 4 exons. The record is from RefSeq and is a predicted model, not a curated record. Bases 57 to 740 code for a protein of 227 amino acids. NCBI's taxonomy places the organism in Eukaryota, Fungi, Basidiomycota, Agaricomycetes, Polyporales, Laetiporaceae.